Messenger RNA from Gastrolobium bilobum, 2694 nucleotides. RefSeq names its product pentatricopeptide repeat-containing protein At5g15010, mitochondrial-like. The record is from RefSeq and is a predicted model, not a curated record. Lineage: Eukaryota; Viridiplantae; Streptophyta; Magnoliopsida; Fabales; Fabaceae. Gene Ontology annotation, molecular function: protein binding. The transcript has 2 exons. Bases 342 to 2189 code for a protein of 615 amino acids.
GUUGUGGCCCGGGGCCCAACCUUCAUCAGUAGCGUAGUGUUUACUGUCCUUAACGUGAACAUAUAUUUGGUAUGGCAUUCUUUCUCUACAGUUCGCGCGAAAUAGGAUGUUUCCUUAUUGAAAUCAUUCCAUGAAACCUGUGAUUCUUGUGGACGCCACGGUACACGUGCCCUGCUUUUGAUGUACAAGUUGCUCUGUUCCUCAAUUGGCUUUGCAUUUCUUUGUGCCAUUUUCACAAACACCUUUCGCUCAAGGUUUCAGAACCGAAUAAAUUGGGUAAUCUUAUCUUGACGCUCUAUCCAAUUUCGAUAAACUGAAGUGGCUUUGCUUAUUUGUUAAUCAUGAUCAGAAUCAGAUCUAACCUAUCUGUUUUCCCUGUUGUGCUACUACGCAUCAGCCAGAACUCACUCGCUGUUAAUCACUGUCAUAUAGUUGAGCAGCCCCUUAUGGGUGCUGCUUUCAAUUUGUUAAACCCUCCAAAGUCUGAAACUUUUUCAGCUCCACCCAAAUUUGGUUUCUCUGUCAGGCUUUUUUCUACUUCAUCUUCAAUCAGAAACCUUGGGGUGGAUACUGAUGCCCCUGCACCAGGAUUGGAUGGGGCCUCAAGUGAUGAUGAUGAGGAUGAGGAAGAGGAAGAGGAAGAGGAUGAUGGCAAUCAUAAGAAUGAUGAUAAAAAUGGUACCCAUUUUAGUCAGUUGCAUUUAAAGGAUGAUGGUCUUGCCCAAGAUGUUAAAACCAUUUUGGAUAUUAUUCAUGAACCGGGUUCUGGACCAUCCCAAAUUAAGCACAAGCUUGAGAGUUGCAGUGUUAUGGCAUCUUCAGAGCUGGUUGUGGAGGUCCUUUCGAGAGUUCGCAAUGAUUGGGAAGCAGCCUUCACCUUUUUCUUGUGGGCUGGCAAGCAACCGGGGUAUGCUCAUUCGGUUCGCGAGUACCAUUCUAUGAUCUAUGUCCUUGGCAAAAUGAGGAAGUUUGAUACUGCCUGGUCCUUAAUUGAGGAAAUGAGAGGAGGUAGAACUGGUCCAUCUCUUGUCACCCCACAAACUCUCUUGAUUAUGAUCAGAAGAUACUGUGCUGUACAUGAUGUUGGAAGGGCUAUAAAUACUUUCUAUGCGCAUAAAAGGUUUAACCUUCAAGUUGGGCUAGAGGAAUUUCAAGGCCUUCUUUCUGCCCUUUGCCGGUACAAGAAUGUGCAAGAUGCUGAGCACUUGAUGUUCUGCAACAAAAAUGUUUUCCCAUUUGACACUAAAUGUUUUAACAUUAUUCUGAAUGGAUGGUGUAAUUUGAUUGUUAGCACACGUCAAGCAGAAAGAAUUUGGCAGGAGAUGAGCAAGAGAGGAAUCCAAUAUGAUGUUGUAUCCUAUGCAAGUAUCAUAUCUUGCUAUUCAAAAUCUUCUAAACUUUACAAGGUGUUCAAGCUAUUUGACCAGAUGAAGAAAAGGAAUAUCAUUCCGGAUAGGAAGGUUUACAAUGCAGUCAUUCAUGCUCUUGCAAAGGGUCGUCUUGUGAAAGAAGCUGUCAAUCUCAUUAGAACGAUGGAAGAGAACAAUGUUACUCCAGAUGUUGUUACUUUUAACUCCCUGAUCAAGCCUCUCUGUAAAGCCCGCAAAAUUGAUGAAGCUAAAGAAAUUUUUGAUGAGAUGUUGAAGCGGAGUCUAUCUCCAUCAAUUCGUACUUUUCAUGCCUUCUUCCGUAUAUUAAGGACCAAGGAAGAAGUAUUUGAGCUUUUGGACAAAAUGAGAGAGCUGGGAUGCCACCCAACUAUUGAGACUUACAUAAUGUUGAUAAGAAAGUUUUGCCGAUGGCGCCAACUUGAUGAUGUCUUUAAGAUAUGGAAUGCGAUGAGGGAAGGUGGAAUCAGCCAUGACCGUAGCUGUUAUAUUGUACUGAUUCAUGGGCUGUUUCUGAAUGGAAAGCUGGAGGAAGCAUACAAAUAUUAUAUAGAGAUGCAAGAGAAAGGCUUCCUCCCUGAACCUAAGACAGAACAAAUGCUUCAGGCAUGGGUUUCUGGUAGACAGGUAACAGAGGGCCAGGUGACAACACAUUUAGAACACAAUCAAUUGGAACAUGAUGCUCUUGCAAAGAAAGUCAAGGCCACACCCAGUAAAUUUGAUAGGGAAAAAGCUUUUCUUCGCCAACCUGAGACCAGAAGAGUAAUAAGAGAACGGGGCUUUUCUCUCUGGGAGCAGUAAAUAUAAAUCCUUAUCUAACAAGAGGUCUGAUGACACUUUCUUCGGCAUACUUUUCAAAUUUGAUUGUAUUAACCAGACAGGUGCAUGUCAUGCUCUUUUUUUGGUGUAUAUCCAGACUUCAACUGUCUUACCAUAAGCAAGAGUUGCCAGGUAAUUGGAAUGAAAUACGCAAUUUUGCCAGAUGCAUGAGAACUCAAUGAUGUAAUAAUUUAUCACCGAUGGAGCUGAAGAGGGAGUGCAGGAGAGGGAUGUAGUAUGGUGUAGAAGUGGUUUACACAUUGUUAGAAUCUGUAAACUUUACUGCUAAGUUGAUUCUUAUUAAAAUGAUUUCUGAAAGAAUUUGUGGAUACACUUGCUAGAUCCCGUGAGUUUUAAGUUUUUUAAAUUUGUAUGUAAUUUUUUGUUAGCUAAGCUCUUCACGAUUUUGUUCAAAUGCAAUUACUUCUAGACCUUAUUAUUGUUUGCUGUGCUAGAAAUAAAGCAAAGGGGUAUAAUUCCAUGUAAC